Molecule: messenger RNA, 1113 nt
Organism: Oncorhynchus masou masou (cherry salmon)
Lineage: Eukaryota; Metazoa; Chordata; Actinopteri; Salmoniformes; Salmonidae
Product: broad substrate specificity ATP-binding cassette transporter ABCG2-like
Exons: 7
Coding region: 190-1113 (307 amino acids)
Biological process (GO): transmembrane transport
Cellular component (GO): plasma membrane
Molecular function (GO): ATPase-coupled transmembrane transporter activity; ATP hydrolysis activity; ATP binding
Source: RefSeq, a predicted model, not a curated record
GGACGGUGAGAGUGCGUGCGUGCGUGCGUGCGCGCGCGCGUUCCUGUAAAGACGUAGAGUCGCAAGCUAGCGCGAGGACGCGCUCUUUGAAAAGGAGGGAUGAGUGUAACGACCGGUGGGGUUUAAUUAAUAAGGGCGAGAAGGUCGAGGGUUCGAGACCUGCUUCACUACAAUACGAACGUGAGGAGGAUGUAUAAGCCCCAGAAUGGUGAGCCAGGCAGCCCAGCAGGAGCCCCAGCAGCAGAUGAUCCAGAGGUGAUAUUCCAGGUGCCUGGUCCAACCGUCUCCUUCUCCAGACUACACUACUCUGUCAUGGAGAGCAAUGGACUCUGCCGCAAGAGAGGACCUGAGAAACACAUCCUCAAAGACGUCAGCGGCAUCAUGAGACCAGGGAUGAACGCCAUCAUGGGGCCAACAGGAAGUGGAAAAACAUCUCUCCUGGAUGUGAUAGCAGGUCGUAAGGACCCAGCAGGGUUGAAGUUUGGUCAGGUUCUGAUCGAUGGGAAGAUGGUGACCUCUGACCUCCGACUCAUAUCUGCCUACGUGGUGCAGGAUGAUAUAUUGAUGGGAACCCUGUCAGUGAGAGAGAACUUGUUGUUCAGUGUGAACCUGAGACUAGACCCUCGACAUUAUUCUACAGCUGACAAACAGCAGAGAGUGGACAGCAUCAUAGAGGACCUGGGUCUACAGGACUGUGCCCACACCAAGAUAGGAACAGAGUUCCUGCGUGGUGUGUCUGGGGGAGAGAGGAAGAGGUGCAGCAUUGGUAUGGAGCUCAUUACUUCUCCUCGUCUUCUGUUCCUGGAUGAACCCACCACUGGUCUGGACUCUAAUACUGCUAACCACAUCAUCAACCUACUGCAUAGGCUGUCUAGAAGCGGUAAGACUAUCGUGUUCUCCAUCCAUCAGCCUCGUUACUCAAUCUUCAGCCGGUUUGACCACCUGACCCUGAUGCACCGAGGAGAGUUGGUGUACGCUGGAGCUGCUGGGAAGGCCCUGAGCUACUUCACUGACUUGGGUAAGACAUGGAGGGAGGGAGAGAGAGAGAGAGAGAGGAAGGGGGGAGGGAGGGAGGAGAGUUGGUGUACGCUGGAGCUGCUGGGAAGGCCCUGA